AUGAGCAGCAGAGUAGAAAGCCGUUCUACUGGUCGUAAAACCAUUAGCCAAUAUUUGGCUAAAUAUCUCUCUAAAUCUUUCCAUCUCCGUAAUCUUUACCAGCAACAUGGGCUUAACAGCAAAAACAAGACCUACCGCUUUUUUAAAAAUCUUUACCAAUACGAAACCCACCAAGCCACAGUCUCUAAUGGUUCUAAACAGGAUUUUCUCACCGGCAGAUAUCUAGCUCCUAAUCAACAUAUUUUCCGUAAGUCAGAUAACACUUGCUAUUAUCGUGCUAAUGAGCAACUCAUUGGGCAUUGUGCCAAACCUUUAAUCAUUAAAAAAAGUUACCGUUUAGGUUAUCAUGCUUUAAGCACACUACCCCUUUGCCAAUUAGCUCAACCGACUAAACAGUCAGUCUCCUUAGCUUUCCGUAAAAAACCAGCCACUAAAAUCGUCCCUGCUGACUUUCAAGAAUACUUAAUUUCUAGCUUGCUUUUAAUGAGUAAAAAAGCCGAGUUCCAUCAUUUACCUCUCGAGCAGCAAAAAGUGCCACAAACCCAAAGCAAAUGCGACCAAUUAGACUACACGCACUUCCAAAAAAUGCCAGUUCUCCGCUUCAAAUUUGCUAAGGAGAAUGCUAAUUUAAUCCAAGAAUUCAUGCUUAAUCUCGACCACCAAGCCCAAGAGUUUGAUAUUGAAGAGAAACAAAGCUUUUUAGAUAGUCGUUUCCCUAAUCCAACCAUUGCUCGCAAUGCUUAUCUCAAUCAAUGA
Messenger RNA from Entrophospora sp. SA101, 756 nucleotides. The record is from the annotation of a GenBank genome assembly. NCBI's taxonomy places the organism in Eukaryota, Fungi, Glomeromycota, Glomeromycetes, Entrophosporales, Entrophosporaceae.